This is a messenger RNA of Carica papaya (papaya), 3124 nucleotides long. Its product is annotated as pentatricopeptide repeat-containing protein At2g33680-like. Gene Ontology annotation, molecular function: protein binding; RNA binding. NCBI's taxonomy places the organism in Eukaryota, Viridiplantae, Streptophyta, Magnoliopsida, Brassicales, Caricaceae. Gene Ontology annotation, biological process: RNA modification. The record is from RefSeq and is a predicted model, not a curated record.
UUACGACGCACCGUUUUGGCUGCACCAUUAGGUAUUAACUAAAAAGUUCCCGGCCAUGCUUACCCUGUUUCCUGCAACCUUGCCAUGUCCAUGUAAUCCUCGAAAGUUCUCCAUUUCACAGAAAACAAAGCACUUUCAUGGAAACAACUUCACUUCCUGCUUUAUUCUCACGUGCAAUCCACGAAGCUCCACAACCAGAACAACCCAGUCUUGUUCAAUUCCCACUGGUUCAUGCGCUGAGCAGACUCCUAUCUCUGACAACUGGUCUCAGCUCCUUAAGAGUUCAAUUGGGUGUGGAGAUUUCCAGCUGGGUCAGGCCAUUCAUGGGUUCUUAGUGAAAUCUGGUUUUCAGAAAGAUGACCCUUUUCAGGGAAAUAAUCUCGUUAAUUUCUAUGCGAAAUUUGAUAGACUGGAUGAUGCAGAACGGGUGUUCGAUGAAAUGCCUAUUCGAAAUACCAUUACUUGGACUUCAUUAAUAAAUGGGUAUUUGCAGAGCGGUGAUUUGAAGUCUGUGCUUCUGGUUGCGAGGGAUAUGUAUCGCUCUGAAGAGAAGUUAAACGAGCAUACUUGCUCGGUGAUUUUACGGGCAUGUAGUUUGCUAGAGGACCGGGCUCAAGGAGAGCAAAUCCAUGGGUUCGCUAUUAAAAAUGGGCUCUACGACAAUGUUGUUUUGGGUACCUCUUUGAUUGCUAUGUAUAAACAAACUGGUGUUUUUGAUGAAGCAGAGAAAGUGUUCAAUGAUAUAGCUAAUAAAGAUGUACAGUGUCUGAAUUAUAUGAUCUUAGAGUAUGGAAAAGCUGGAUAUGGAAAGAAGGCUAUUCAAGUGUUUGAUUAUAUGGUUACUGUAGGUUUUGAGCCAAGUGACUAUACAUUUAGUAACAUAAUAAGUGCUGGAACUGAAAAUGUAGGCAUUGAGGUAGGUAGGCAAUUGCAUGGACUUGCUGCCAAGUAUGGUUUUUUGGGUGAAAUCUCAGUUGGAAAUGCAGUGAUUGCAAUGUAUGGAAAGAAUGGAAUGGUAGAAGAGGCUGAAACAAUGUUUGAUGCAAUGAAUGACAGGAAUAACUUGAUUUCAUGGACUGCACUUAUGUCGGUCUAUGUGAAGAAUGGUCUCAGUGAAAAGGCGAUUGAUAGAUUCUUGUUAUUGCUCAACCUCGAAUUUCUUUUUGACUCUAGUUGUUUGGCUACUGUGCUUGAUGCCUGCUCAGAAUGCAAUAAUUUUGAAUUGGGAUAUCAAGUCCAUGGAUUUGUUAUAAAACAUGGCCUGACAUGGGACAUCAUUCUUGGUACUGCUUUAGUUGAUUUAUAUGCAAAAUGUGGUAAUUUACAGUCUGCAAGAAUAGUUUUUAACAGUUUCUCCCCUGAAAAUGUAACUUUAUUCAAUGCAAUUCUAGUUGUUUUAACGGAAAUGGAUGGGAAUGGCGAAGAAGAUGUUCUUGUUCUGUUUAACAAGCUUAGAUUAGCUGGUAUUCAACCAGACAAUGUGACCUUUUCACGGCUGCUUAGCUUAUCUGCUAAACAAGCUUGUUUAGUCAAAGGAAAAAGCAUUCAUGGUUACACCAUUAAAACAGGAUUUGGAGCUGAUUUGACUGUAGGGAAUGCUUUAGUUACCAUGUAUGCCAAAUGUGGGAGCAUUGGAGAUGCUUAUAAAAUGUUUAAUGGUAUGAAAAACCAUGACUUUGUUUCUUGGAAUGCAAUGAUUUCAGCAUAUGCCCUUCACGGGCAAGGUGAAAAGGCAAUCCUGGUCUUUCAAGAGAUUGAAAGAUUGGGGUUUGCACCUGAUGAGAUUACAGUACUGGCUGUUCUUCAAGCUUGUAACUACUCUGGAUUAUGGAAGCACGGAUUACACUUAUUCAGUGACAUGGAGUCAAAAUAUGGGAUUACGCCUGUAAUUGAGCACUUUGCUUGCAUGGUUGAACUUUUGGGCCGGGCCGGACAAUUGUCAGAAGCUGUAGAUUUCAUUUACAAAAGCCCUUUUCCUGAUUCACCUCUGCUAUGGAGGACUCUGGUCAAUGUAUGUAAGUUACAUGGAGAUCUGAACUUUGGCAUGGUAGCUUCAAAACAUUUGCUUGAGUUGGCACCUAAUGAGGCAGCAUCUUACAUACUCGUUUCAAAUAUGUAUGCUGGAGAAGGGAUGCUAGAUGAGGCAGCAAAGUUCAGAACAACUAUGGAUGACUUAAAAUUAAGUAAAGAAGCAGGUUGUAGCUGGCUUGAGAUUGAUAAUAAGGUUCACCAUUUCAUGGCAAGCAGCAGAAGCCAUCCAGAAAGUGGCGAAAUUUAUGCAAAGCUGGAUCUUUUGAAGCAUGAGAUGGAGCUAGGAUAUGACAGUAAAUUUGAUCUCUACUUAACAUAAGAAGAUCCAUAGAUAGAAGAGGGGGAUAAGAGCAUCUUCUGACUCAAGCUUCAUAAUAAAUUCUAAUAUGCUUCAAUCAAUUAAAGAUACGUUUCCCACCCCUUUGGCUAGUGGCUUUCAGGAAGAUUCCUGUUAUAUUACUUGAUUGCAUUAACUGGGAAGGUUUUGCUUUCAUCUUGGUGGGAUCAGGAUGACAGCCUCACAGUCAGGUAGAUGGCUAUGGUCUAAACUGAAUAUUCCACAGCUGGUAAAAUCCCAGUGACAAUAGUGAAGGAGCGUUGGCUAUUCUGGUAGCCCUUUUCUACCCCUUUUUUAUUUAGGGGGGAAAAACCUCGAGAAGUGACAAGAUAACAUAUAUGAAGCCACCCUAAGAUUGAAGUGAUCGUAACUCGAUGAAGACAACAAGAGACUGGAGCUUAGCACAAGGAACCCACCUCUAUGGGUAUUUGUUAUUCACACUUUUAAUGCUUGGGAUCCUAUAUUUGCACUGGCUUAUAUAUUUAUUCAGCUUAAUAAGCUUGAAUGCCCGGACUAUACUACGAGAGUUUACCAUAUAGGAGAAGAAAUCGAAGGUAAAUCAUCAAUACUUUAUUUCACAAUUGUAGGUAUUACUGAGUUAGUUAAAUAUUCUCACUGUUCCUCUCCAAAAGACCAGUCAUGAUUAAUGGCAUCCACAUGUUCUUGAAAGUGUCCAUACAAUGUAUGCAUAUCAGAGAAUCUAUGAAUGAUUUUCUCUUUUAAGAAUACAGUUUGAACCAAGUUUUGAUGACCGAG